This is a messenger RNA of Populus euphratica (Euphrates poplar), 2096 nucleotides long. RefSeq names its product NAC domain-containing protein 7-like. The record is from RefSeq and is a predicted model, not a curated record. Gene Ontology annotation, biological process: regulation of DNA-templated transcription. NCBI's taxonomy places the organism in Eukaryota, Viridiplantae, Streptophyta, Magnoliopsida, Malpighiales, Salicaceae. The transcript is spliced from 4 exons. The coding region runs from base 728 to 1819 and encodes 363 amino acids. Gene Ontology annotation, molecular function: DNA binding.
CCCUCUAUAUAUCUCUCUCUUUCUCUCCCUAUUUCUUCGUGUGUGCUGGCUUCUCUUCUCAGUAGGGUCCCUAUCAGUUGCGGGUAGAGGAAGAAGUAGAGAGAUCAAGAGAGGAGGAGUUUUGGGAUUACCUAGCUAGCUAACCUUCUAUUUUUGCCACCUUUUUCCCGCCCAAAUCUUGUCCACCAAUCUAGCUCAAUUCGAUAACGAGAGCUUAUGAUGUUGAAUAACAUUUAUGAAUCAUUGAUGAUAAGAAUAUUUGGCCUUUAGGGUUCUCUCUUUUCUUGGUCUCUCUCUUUCUCUCUCUCAUUUAACCCUACUCGUUAUCCCUUCUCCCAUUCCUCUCUUCCCCAGCUUUUUUCCUUGUAGAGUGUGUGAUGUUCUUUAUUUGACUUCCUUGGGAUCCAAUCCGACAACUGGACAAGCACAUUUUUAGGCUGGAGUGAAAAAAGGGGGUCAGGGUUCAAUUUCCAAGGAGAAGUUAUAAAGUGCUUUUGUUGUCUUGUUUCCUUUUCUGAUUUUAGGAGCUUCCUCUAUAGUUGGAGUGAAGUUGAGAGCUAGAGCAGCCAAAAGUUUCUGUCUUAUCCUUCUACUUUUGGAGAAAAAACGGUUUUGCUUUGUUGAAUUCAAGGAAGUUUCAGUCAACAAUACAGAUCUCUGUGGGUUACAAGGACUAGAGAUCGAUCUUGGUUUUUUUAUCCGACUCGAGGCCUAGCAGGAUCAGAAAAUGAAUUCUUUUACACACGUUCCUCCUGGUUUUCGAUUCCAUCCUACCGAUGAAGAACUUGUCCAUUACUAUCUUAGGAAAAAAGUAAAUUCAAGAACGAUUGACCUAGAUGUCAUUAAGGAUGUCGAGCUUUACAAGAUUGAGCCUUGGGAUCUUCAAGAACUAUGCCGAAUAGGAACCGAGGAGCAAAAUGAAUGGUACUUUUUUAGCCACAAAGAUAAGAAGUAUCCUACUGGCACUCGCACAAAUAGAGCCACUGUUGCAGGAUUUUGGAAAGCAACAGGUAGAGACAAGGCAAUUUAUUCGAAGCACGACUUGAUCGGAAUGAGGAAGACCUUAGUCUUUUAUAAAGGUCGAGCUCCGAAUGGACAGAAAUCGGACUGGAUUAUGCAUGAGUACAGACUUGAAACAGAUGAAAAUGGGACUCCACAGGAAGAAGGUUGGGUUGUGUGUAGGGUGUUCAAGAAGAGAAUACCAACGAUGCCAAAAGUGAGUGAGCAUGAAUCAGUUUGCUGGUAUGAUGAUCAAGUUGCAUUCAUGCAUGACUUGGAUUCACCAAAGCAAAACUUCCAGCCUGACUUGGGUUAUCAAUUCCCUUACUCCUGCAAGAAAGAGCUGGAUUUUCAGUACCAAAUCCCUCAUGAUCACUUCCUCCAGCUCCCACUUCUACAAAGCCCUAAACUUCUGCAAUCGGCUCCUACAUUAAGUUGCAAUUCGAUCAAUGCUGCAUAUGGCCUAGACAUAAACCAGACAAGCACUUUGCAAUCCUCAACACUCACUCAAGAAGAUCAAGUUCAACAGACACGAGAGCAAAGAUUUCCCACCAUCUAUGGUAACAACAACAGCAAUCAUGAGCAAGCAGUUGAUCAAGUCACAGACUGGAGAGUGCUUGACAAAUUUGUUGCUUCUCAAUUGAGCCAUGAAGAUGUGAUCAAGGAAACUAACCACCCAAAUGCUAGCAACAACAUUUUCAACACAUCAUCAGUCCAGGCAGCAAACAUACUUGUUAGACACUUGAAUAAGCAAGAAGCAUCCGUGCAGGAAAACGCCUCGACGUCAACCUCCAGUUGUCAAAUUGAUCUAUGGAAGUGAUGAUAUCAAGCCAAAAUCUAUUAUUCAUGGCAUAAACUGAUCAUAGGAUGUUUCAGUUUGAAAGCCAAGGGAAAUUAUUAUGAUUUUAAUUAAGUUCAUGUACAUAAUAAAACAUAAAACAACAUAUGUAGCUUUAACUGUUGUUGUUCUAGCAAUAGCACAUAUAAAUUAAGUUAAUACUACAAAACUAGACUAUCGAAAACCAUUAUGUUUAAUUUCUUGUAAGAUGAAAUGUUUCUUAAGUGGAUUGUGGGAGUUGAGAGUUGGUGUGAGUAAA